CCAAUUUUAACCUGGAAUUUUUCCAUCUGUUGUGUUUUUGAUUUCCAUUAUGAGCGAUAAUGAUAAUAAUAGUGACGAACCAUCGUCCAAAAGAAGACGUUCUUGUAAUGAACUGGAUCCAAGUAAAAUACAUAAUGCAGACGAGGGUAAAGUUCUUAAUACAAAAAAACAUACGACGCCUCAAAGAAAGAACGUCCCUAAGUUUCGCUUGAAAACUGCAGGAGAUAAUGCUUCUUUGUGUACAGUAGCAGAGCAAAGAGUGCCUUUAAUGCUGACAGAUAUUCAGCAUCUGAUGUUGCACUCCCUACUGGGCAACUUAAAUUUAUCAGAGUCGCCUCGCUGGUAUGUGCUUGACAAGUGUAACAAGAUCUCUCAGACCACUUGCCUUAUUCUUGAAGGAGUUUCUAUCCAGCACUGGCUCAACCAACAACACAAUCUUCAAUUUGUGAAAAACACAUUUGAUGAUUUUAUAGAGAUUCUAACACCAUCUGUGUAUAACGGUUCCUUGGCUCAAGAAUUAGUCUUGGUACCUUUGUCUGAAGUGGAAAAAGAAAGCAUAAUACAGAAAUAUGGCAGUAUAAAUCUAGCACUUGAAGCAAGAAAGGAUUUAAUGGUCAUGAUGAAAGCAGUAUUUCCUAUCAGAGAUGAUGUUACAGAAACAGUAGGUCCUCAUGGAGAAGAUCAAUUCCCAAGGACGCAGCUAAUAUUAUCAGCUUGGCAACUUAUUGAAGAGUCUUAUCCACUACCUUUAAAGGGUAAAUUGAAAGAUACCUAUGCAGAUUAUGUGAUGACUAAAGACAACUACCAGCCAGUCACUGCCAAGUCCCCUAUGUUUGGGUUAGAUUGUGAAAUGUGUAUGACUUGUGCAGGUUCAGAACUGACUAGGAUAUCAGUAGUCAAUGAAAAACUUGAAACUGUGUAUGAAUCUUUAGUUAAACCAUAUAAUGAUAUAGUAGAUUAUUUGACUAGAUAUUCUGGCAUUACAGAGUCAAUGUUAUGCAAUGUCACUAAAAGAUUACAAGAUGUACAGAAAGAUCUUAGAGAACUAUUGCCACCUGAUGCUAUCUUGGUUGGACAAUCCUUAAAUGCAGAUUUACAUGCUUUAAAAAUGAUGCAUCCUUACGUUAUAGACACCAGUCUUAUAUUUAACUUUACAGGUGAGAGAACUCGUAAACCUAAACUUAAAGCUCUAGCUAGAGAAUUACUUAAUGAGAAUAUUCAAUCAGGUAAGAAUGGUCAUUGUUCUGUAGAAGACUCCAUAACAACUGUGAAACUUGUGCAACUUAAACUCAGUAAAACUAUGGAAUAUGGAGAUGCAGUUCACACAAAUAGGCAACAAUAUAAAGAAAAUUUGAUAAAAAUGGCAAAAAAACCACAAGUUGCAACAUCCAUUUUUAACCACAUGAUAGAACAAAAGAAAUCCUCCCUGAUCAUAGGUUGUGAUGACAUCACAGGUGAUUAUCACACUUAUUUAACUGAAGCAAAAAAAAGUUUCAAUUCACAACUAAAAAGAGGUAAACCAAAAAAAGUUAAAUUAAACACUGUGGAUGAAGCCGAGGAAGUUAUUUCUACACUUUGUGAUGCAGUCAGAGAAAACAAUCUUGUUAUGGCACAUUUAAGACUGAAUAUUACUAAUGAAAAUGAGAGUGAUCAGAUGCAGAAGAUAAACAGAUGGAUUGGUACAACCUGGAACAGCUUAGAGGAUGCUGCCUUGUGUGUAAUUGUGUUUGGUGGAACAACCAGUGACAAUGGGGUGGGCAUGAUUAAAGUGAAGAAUAAUUCAAAUAUAUAUAAAAAAUGUUAAUUAAUAUAAGAAUAACUUAAGUGUUUUCUAUAUUUUUCAGA
This is a messenger RNA of Hyposmocoma kahamanoa, 1845 nucleotides long. It is a transcript of the gene Rexo5, whose product is annotated as RNA exonuclease 5. Gene Ontology annotation, cellular component: nucleus. The record is from RefSeq and is a predicted model, not a curated record. The transcript has 2 exons. NCBI's taxonomy places the organism in Eukaryota, Metazoa, Arthropoda, Insecta, Lepidoptera, Cosmopterigidae. The coding region runs from base 50 to 1804 and encodes 584 amino acids. Gene Ontology annotation, molecular function: exonuclease activity; nucleic acid binding.